CAGCAGCACACAGAUAUUUCUUCACAUAAUAUCAGUUGUUUUUCAACCUCAUAACAUAACUACCUGAAGACUUUAGAUGAAUUUUGAGGACUGUCUUAUAUUUUAGACUAAAGCUACAGUACAGGUUUGGAGAAACAAGAAAUUGAGAAUUUCUUUUUUUCUUUUUUUCUUUUUUUUAAAUACCUGGGAUUUAUCUUGGAUUGGAUUAACUGGCGUCUUUCCUCAAGUUUUUUGCUGUGUCAUUCUACUACAAGCUGAAACAGCAUGGCUGUGAUUCUGUGGACAUUGGUACUCUCUGUGCUCAUUCAGGGCUGUUUGAGCAGUGUGGGACAGCCUGAAAGUGGCUGCAUGAAAUGGAGACCUGAGGGGGAGAAUGUUUGCUGUGAUGCCUGUCAUCCAGGAAACCGCAGGGUCAAAGAAUGUGGUCCUGACCCGAAAGGUCUUUGUACUCCUUGUGAUUCUGAUUAUUACACAAACGACCCUAAAGAUUACAAAUGUCAGAUGUGUACAGAGUGUGUGGGGGCUCUAGUCCUGGUGAAAAAGUGCACAGCCACAUCUGACACAGUGUGUGGUUGUAUAGAGGGACACAUCUGUGGUGAUGAGCACUGUUCCUUCUGUGUUCAUAAGUGUGACAAAGGCCAUGAACCUACAGAUAAACGUACUUGCAGACCGUGUCCUGAUGGAACCUUCAAUGACCAAAUUCACCAGAAGUGUAAACCCUGGAGUACCAAGUGUCCUAAUCCAGAUCAAGUCAUUGUGGCCAGUGCGAAUAAAAUCUCUGACAUCAAGUGUAACACCACUUCAGCAGUAACUGUUUCAGCAGUAACUGUUUCAGCAGUAACUGUUUCAGCAGUAACUGUUCCAAAACAGCCUGAUCGUACACAGGAUGAGGGGUCAGUGGCCUUCUUUGUGGUCCCCAGCGUUUUUCUGAUGACCCUUAUUAUCAUCAUCAUGAUCAUCGCUGUGGCUGUGAAAACCAGCUCCAAAACAGAUGAGGAGAAGAAAACUAAAAAGGAAACCAUAAAAACACCAAUAAUCAGAACCCCCACAGAUGACCCUGAGACAUUAAUAGCCAUAGAGUGCAGUUUCCACGAGGCCCAGCAAGAACAGGGCAGCAGCUCAGAGUCGCUGGCCUCCAAGGACUCCUCAGACCGGCUCAUUGUAUGAAUGGAACGAGACCAGACUUCACUUGGGGAAUGGCUUUUAAGGUUUUGUUUAAUUCAGGGAAAGAAAACAGGAUAUUGUGAAUAAGAUGGGAUCCUUCUUUGUGAUACUGAGCCACAUGUUUGGAAGAUGUCUUGUUGUGGGAAUUUGUUUGGGUCUAAAAGGAAGAAACAUUGUGUCCACCCAGCUGCCUUUUAUCCACCCUGUUUUCCUUUAUCAGAUAUAACAAAACUUAAAGUCUUCAGUUUUAAAAAGUCAGGUCAGAUGUUAGACAUGGCUAAAUAAGGAUACAGGACACAAGAUACAAUUAGAUCUUUUUUGACACACAGAGGAGGAUGGGAAAUUCUGAGGGGAAAAAACAAAGUGGACUUUGAAUACCAUCCUAUUCAUCAUGCAAAUCUGGGCAGACAGUAUGUGUGGCUGUGUGUUUUCCCUUUCAGUUCAGCUUGAGAGUAGUCCUAAACAGUAGCCUUACAGAAGCCCUAAAAGAGGCAGGUGGCAGGCAGCUUUAAGGUUAUACCAUAGAAUUUUGUAUGAAUGAUUUUGGCUGCUCUGAUAUUUGCAUGUCAGGGCGGGAAAGCUGCAGAGUGUUGCUCUGUGUGAAUGUACAGUGCAGGUGGGUGUGAGCAGGGUGUUAAAACAUUACACAGGUUUUAGUCACGUCUGAUGUUGAGCCCACAUCUGCCUCCUUACGUAGACGUUUUGGUUUACUCAGGCACUGGUGCUUAACUUAGCAACCUACUAUUGACCGCUGAGUCUAUGCAUUUGCAGUCUCACUUAUGUUGCAGCUGUGUGGUUGGAGCAAUGCCAAUGCAGUGUUUCUUUUUUUUGUAAAUAGAUUUUGGUUCAUUAUUUAAACUUGUUUGUUCAUGAGGAUAGUAUAAUAAACUGUGAAACUCCCAAGGAAACUAAAAUGCUAUCCCUUCUUCCCUACUUUACAUUACCUGGAAUUAUGGACUUGCCUACUAUUGCUUCGUUUUUGGUGCUUCAUUUGCCUCAACAAGUCCAGUGUUGGACUUUCCCUUUUUGUUAAUAGGUAAUCCUACAACACUUUAAAGCAACAUGUAGUCCUCAAUAUCUACUUUGGUCUGUUUGUUUUAUUAGAGGCUGACAUAUUAAAGGUUUAAGAGCACUUUUGGCACAAGCUGAGACAUGACUGCUGGACAACCUGUGGAGUCCUUAUUGUAAUGAAAUGUGAGAUAAGGUGAUUCAUCAUGCACUUUGUACGUACAUCUUUGAGAUUCUUAGUAAGUGUGUCAAAGGGAAUUCCUCAGGACAACUACAUGUUUGGCAAAUAUAAUGGGCACACAAGAUUUCAAAUGUUGCUCAAGGGUUAGGCAGGAAACCCCCUUGCCAGUUCUGUAAGAAGUACAUAUUUAAGAUUACUUUUAGAAAUGUCACAUGGGAAAUCCUUGUUACAGCUACAUACUUGGCAAAAAUAAUGGACAUCCAAGCCACACAAUGAGGCUAAAGGGUCAUGUGGAAACCCCCUCAGUCAGUCCUGAACUUCUUGUUCUUCUUCUUCAAGCAUGAUAGAGUGGGCAGCUACAUCAGACCAAGUGGAAAUUUUUAUUUUUUUUAUACAUAUUUCUUUUCUAAACUGUAGCAGGCGUACACUUUCUACUGAAAUGGAACCUUUAACAAGUGUGCUGUGUGGGCUUAGGGGUGAAAAUGUUAGCCCACAUCUAUAGUAAUGUAUCAGUGAUAUAUAUGAGUCACAAUUCAGGCGAAGUGACGUCUGAUUGAAGAGCAAAAGGUUCACAGUUACUGACAGGAGAAGAGUUACUACAUACAAUGACAUUUUGUAGCACUUCUGUCGCACUUUAUUCACCGGUCAACUGUUACCUUAGUGUAUUGUUAUGUACUUCUGGUUUGUUUUGGUAUGUGAAUUUGUCUUUUCUGCCUUUUUACAUUAUUUAACAUGCAAUGCACUGUAGUGCACUGUAAAAUAUACUGUAUUUUUCACUGUACUUUUGACAUUUACAAAACAGAAGCCAAUUAAAAAUAUUUUAUUUUUA
Scomber scombrus (Atlantic mackerel) is the source of this 3182-nucleotide messenger RNA. RefSeq names its product tumor necrosis factor receptor superfamily, member 9a (gene tnfrsf9a). The coding region runs from base 265 to 1167 and encodes 300 amino acids. Gene Ontology annotation, molecular function: cytokine binding; signaling receptor activity. The record is from RefSeq and is a predicted model, not a curated record. NCBI's taxonomy places the organism in Eukaryota, Metazoa, Chordata, Actinopteri, Scombriformes, Scombridae. The transcript has 7 exons. Gene Ontology annotation, cellular component: external side of plasma membrane. Gene Ontology annotation, biological process: regulation of cell population proliferation.